AAACAAGCAACGUGCAUUCUUGUGUGGCCAAUACCCUCCCAGUGCUCCCACACACUGAAACAUCGUACUGUCCAUCUCAUCCACCAGCGCAUUGACGCCUGCCGAUGGCUGGACCUGGAAAGAGAGCCAUGCCUAGUAACAAACCCGUUCAGUGCGCUAAGAAGAGGAAGGGAGGUGCCCCAUGGCAAAAACAACAGGGCAACAAGGCGGGCAUCGAGGGCGGUGAUUGGGGAGUCUUUGUGACAUGCGAUUUGGGCAAGGAGAGCAAAUGUAUGGCCGAGGUGGUGGAUCUUUUCUCCCAGAGUGUGGAAUCAACCAGCAGCGACGAUCAUGAAGACAAGUCCGACUCCGAUGACGAUGACAUCGAGGCUCAAAUCAGAAAGGAGGUCGAGGGACUAAAGCCCAGCGCGAGCAAGUCCCGUCCGUUCCAUGCCAUCAGGAUGGACCUGCCAUGUUUGUCAUUUGUACGAUUCGACAAGUCCAUCGACCCAGAGAAAAUGGUACAUCAGCUUUGCACUGAAGCCUAUGCCAACCCGGAAAAGAAACGGUCCAGAUGGAUCCAGCGCAUGACUCCUGCAGUUUCUGUUCGCAAAACUCUCAGUGUCGACCUCGAGGCCUUUGCGCGAGAAAUUCUCAAACCUCAUUUUCAUUCUGGGGGACCCCCUAAGAAGUACGCCAUCCGACCUGUGGUGAGAAGCAACAAGAAGUUCAACCGGGACGUCGUCAUUAAAACCGUUGCGGACGUCGUGGGACCCGAACACCCCGUUGAUCUUACGAAUUAUGACUUAAUUAUCCUUGUCACAGUGGUCCAGAACGUAAUUGGCAUGAGCGUUGCCGGGAGCGACUAUGAUCGGUUAAAGAGGUAUAACCUGGCCGAGUUGUACGAUCCCGCACCAAAAGCUGAGCCCACCGAAUCCCAGGCCUAAGGUUUAGGAUUAAUCCAACAUCCAGAAAUUUUCUUGGAUCAUGGAUGGCCUGUGGCUGCGCCUCUCAGCCGAUGAUAGCAAAAAGCAAGAAAAAUGUAUAUACAGAGUUCGUGGUAUCCUUACUAACCGACUACAUUUCCUUCGAUGAAAUCGUCGAUGAGCCACAUAAUGUAUAGUGCAUGCCCAUGGUGCGCAGGCUGUAAUCAAGAUAUAGGGAGGGUCCAGGAGGUGAGGGCCGGGAUCCCCCAUCUCCCCGCCGCAGGGACGGUCCGCCUGGGAAAUAGCCUGAUUCAA
Aspergillus ibericus CBS 121593 is the source of this 1220-nucleotide messenger RNA. Its product is annotated as THUMP domain-containing protein. The transcript is spliced from 6 exons. NCBI's taxonomy places the organism in Eukaryota, Fungi, Ascomycota, Eurotiomycetes, Eurotiales, Aspergillaceae. Bases 105 to 926 code for a protein of 273 amino acids. Gene Ontology annotation, molecular function: RNA binding. Gene Ontology annotation, biological process: tRNA modification. The record is from RefSeq and is a predicted model, not a curated record.